Messenger RNA from Panthera uncia (snow leopard), 5778 nucleotides. RefSeq names its product DAZ interacting zinc finger protein 1 like (gene DZIP1L). The coding region runs from base 2643 to 4964 and encodes 773 amino acids. Lineage: Eukaryota; Metazoa; Chordata; Mammalia; Carnivora; Felidae. Gene Ontology annotation, biological process: cilium assembly. The transcript has 17 exons. Gene Ontology annotation, cellular component: ciliary basal body; cytoplasm. The record is from RefSeq and is a predicted model, not a curated record.
GGGAAGCAGGAGUGACUGCACCCCCAGGACUGGGCUUCCCUGGGUGGACAGACUUGGAUGCUUACUUUUUGAAAAAAGUAAAAUGGUUUGGGGGGGCUUGAUGCUCUGAGUUCUGCAGGUAAAGGGGGAUCUUUUGAUAAUGAGGUGAUUUAAAAACAAACACAUUGGCAUCUUGGUUUGUCCCUCUUGUGCUCUGGGGCUGGAGUUUAGCAGGAGGCAGCACAAUGGUAUUUUCCUUUUGAAGUCGAUGCAGAUAAAGUCCAGGGGAGACUUGCUUUGUACAGGACGGAACAAGGAUCCAGAAGGGGGUCUGGAGGGCUUGGACAGGGGCUAGCCUUCACCCAGCACCCCUAAGGGCCCGGCCCCUACCUGCCCCUCCAUUGUUCAUGGAAUUUGAUUUCUAACAGCACAGCACUUGGAAGAGAAGCCUGGUGAGUGAGGUGCUUUCACUGUGGCCUCUCACACUUUUCAUCUGCAGACAGAGUGGGUGGUCUCCCUCCUCUGUCAGGGUCCCUCAUCACUUCCUUCUGUCCCCCUGGAGCUGAGGACUGGCCAGUGAGAACAACCCCACUUACAGAAGGCCAGUCCUACAGUCAAGUGGUUGAUAAACAGUCUUUUUUUUCCUGUCUCUGUCAGCACCAGGGGUCUAGAGACAUCUUCCUCAUGUGGAGAUACUUUUGGAUACUGUCCAACUUGAUAAAAUGGUCCCACAGAGGUGUAUAUGCUUCAGGUUGGGAACAGAAGCCUGAAUUCCUUUGUGGAAUGUAACUGGCUUCUGCCACAGAGCUGGGGUUUGGUCAAAAGGCCUGUGGCUCAGUGGACACUGACAGGAGCAGGGAAGGGGGCAACUUGGUGGGCUGUUCCGAACCCUCUGGCAGGCCCCUUUUGUAAAGGGCCAGUCCUGGUUAGCAGGGUUGACUACCUGCAAUGCCAGCUGUACCUAGGCCUUGCGCCUCUAGGGGGGUUUCUGUGGGGGCUCCAUGGGAAAGAAAGCGUCAGUAUAUUCUGAACUGGUAUUCUUUUAGAUGUGAAAAGCAGUAGUGAGUUUUGACAAUUCUGUACCUAGGAAGAUAGGUCAUGUCGGUUUGUAGUCUUCCUCCCUAAAAUACUCCUAAGCAAGGCCAGUCAAAGCCCUUCCCCCAAUUUUCAUUUUAUUAAAAUUUUUUUCAUGUUUAUUUAUUUGAGAGAGAGAGAGAGAGAGCGGGGUAGAGGCAGAGAGAAAGGGAGACACGGAAUCCAAAGCAGGCUCCAGGCUCUGAGCUGUCAGCAGAGAGCCUGAUGCGGGGCUGGAACUCAUGAACCUCGAGAUCAUGACCUGAGCCUAAGUCUGACAAUUAAGUGACUGAGCCACCCAGGCGCCCUCCCAAUUUUUAUUUUAAAGAAAAUGCUGCUGUGGUAAAAACCUAAGAGAGGUUUUUGACAAAACUAUUGGUGCCGUUUUUAAAAAAUGCCUCCUUAGAGGGAAAUACAGGCUUCCAGUUACGGAGUAAGUCAACAGAAUAAAAAGCAGAGCAUAAGGGAUACAGUCAGUGAUACUGUAGUAGCGAUGGAAUGGGACAGGUAGUAGCUACUAUGUUUGUAUGUAGCUACUAUGUAUGCUAUGUUUGUGAACAUAGCAUAAUGGAUAAACUUGUCAAAUCGCUAGGUUGUACACCUGAAACUAAUGUAACAUUGUGUGUCAACUACACUAAAGAAUAAAGAUAGAAAACUACCUCCUUAAAGUUCCUGGGAAUGGAAGCCAGCUGUAAGGGAGAGAGCGGUUCGCUACUUGCUGGUUCUGGGAGUGGGUGCAGACCCCAGGAAGGGCAAGAGGGAGUGGGAAAGGUACACCUUUCUUUAGAAAACAACAGAAUCAGGGAAUAAGGCUAAGAUCUGUAAUGAUAGUGUUCCAGAAGAGCUCUUGAGUCACUCUCAUCUCCUUUGGGAUCCCCAGGGCUCUCUCGUUUUUGGUGUGAGCAUAGCUUGUUUGCAAACUGUGUGAGGGUUUCCUUGGCAGCCAUAACAGUGAGCGCUAAUGACAUGUCUGGGCUUCCCAGGGCGUGUACUGCUGAAGGUGGCUCAGGAGCCAGGGCACCUUGACUCUAACAGCUCCUCUUGGCUGUGUUCUUGAAGGAGCAGAAGAGACAGUAAGGUGGCAGCAGCAGUGGUAUAGUCUAGCUGUCAAUUUGUAUUAGAAUCAGCCAUUUGAUUGAUUUUGUGCAAGUUAUCUUUGACAGAUUAUAGGUGGGCAGGUUUCAGAAGAACCGUAAAGUCUUCAGGAGUUGUUCCUCCGUGGGAUGGCUGCCUCGUGAAGUGAUGUGGGGAAAGCUGUCUGCUGAUAACUCAGUCUGGAGAAAGCACUGUGUUCCUGCCUGUCGGGGGUGUGUGGUUUCCAGGUAACCCGCAGCACUCUUAUUUGGCUUUGUCUCCUGCCAUCCCAAUCUGGAUGCAAGCUGUGGAGUUGAGUCGUGUUCAGCUACUCUCUGUGGAGAUACAGAGAAAAUUUCGAGCCUCCGGCACUGAUCCUCUUGUGAUUUCCUGUAAAAUCUUUCUGUUCUCGGAGAUUGGACAAGAGAUCUCAGGCCCUCUCUCAGCUCCUCUGCCUGCUGCCGUGGCCUUGGUGGCACCCUCCCUCAGUGGUCAGCCCGGGGCUUCCUCAGCCCAUGCAGUCCCCUGCUACCACUGCUGAGGGCCUCAGUGGCCCUCCCUUUGGGGCCUACCCACUCCCUACCUUCAAGUUCCAGCCUCGCUCUGAGAGUGUGGACUGGAGGCGCAUCAGCGCCCUGGAUGUGGACCGCGUGGCACGGGAGCUGGAUGUGGCCACCCUGCAGGAGAACAUCACGGGUGUCACCUUCUGCAAUUUGGACCGGGAGGCGUGCAGCCGCUGCGGGCAGCCCGUGGACCCGGUGCUGCUCAAGGUGCUGCGCUUGGCUCAGCUCACCAUCGAGUACCUGCUGCACUGCCAGGAUUGCCUGAGCGCCGGCGUUGCCCAGCUCGAGGCCCGGCUGCAGGCCAGCCUGGGGCAGCAGCAGCGAGGCCAGCAGGAGCUGGGUCGCCAGGCCGACGAGCUCAAGGGCGUGCGGGAGGAGAGCCGCCGGCGUCGCAAGAUGAUCGGCACCUUGCAGCAGCUGCUCCUGCAGACGGGGGCCCAUGGCUACCACACGUGCCACCUGUGUGACAAGACGUUCAUGAAUGCCACCUUUCUCCGGGGCCAUAUCCAGCGCAGGCAUGUGGGCGUGGCAGAAGGUGGGAAGCAGAAGCAGCAGGAACAGCCAGUGGAGGAGAUACUGGAGGAGCUUCGGGCCAAACUAAAAUGGACCCAAGGGGAACUGGAAGCCCAGAGAGAGGCCGAAAGGCACCGGCAGCUCCAGGAAGCAGAGAUUGCUCGUCAGAAGGAGAUAGAAGCUAAGAAAGAAUUUGAUGAAUGGAAAGAAAAAGAGCGGGCCACGCUAUAUGAGGAAAUAGACAAGCUAAAAAAAUUAUUUUGGGAUGAAUUUAAAAGUGUUGCCAACCAUAACUCAACUCUAGAAGAGAAACUGCAGGCAUUGCAGUCCCACAAUAUGAUGGAGUCCAACCUCGGGUCACUACGGGACGAGGAGUCUGAGGAGCGACUCAGGCAGACUCAGGAACUCCGGGCCCUGAAGGAGAUGAUGGAAAUGCAGAAAACAGAAUGGAAGAGAAAAAUGAAGGAACUGCAGGGAGAGCACGCAGCUCAGAAGCGAGAGCUGCAGGAGCAGAAUGAGAGGCUCCAGGCCUCCCUGUCUCAGGAUCAGAGGAAAGCAGCCGCCCAGGCCCAGCGCCAGAUCAGUGCUCUCCGUGCCCAGCUCCAGGAACAAGCCAGGCUCAUCACCUCCCAGGAAGAGAUGAUCCAGACCAUGUCUCUGAGGAAGGAGGAGGGGAUCCACAAGGACCCGAAGGCUACGGACACAGAGGAGGACUCUUCCGAGGAAGAGUUAGAGGACUCCGGAGACGGACAGCAGAAGGUGCUGGCAGCGCUGAGGCGAAACCCCACCCUGCUGAUGCAGUUCAGGCCAAUCCUGGAGGACACCUUGGAAGAGAAGCUGGAAAGCAUGGGGAUAAAGAGAGAUGCAAAGGGAAUCCCCUUUCAAACUCUCAGACACCUCGAGUCCCUCCUGAGAGCCCACCGGGAGCAGAAGGCACGGAGGUUUUCUGAAUUUCUGAGUCUGAGGGAAAAGCUUGUCAAGGAAGCCACCAGCAGAGUGAAGCAGAGACAGAGACACAUGGCCCCGGCAUCCCAGUUGGACAGCGGGGCUCCGGUCAAAAGCCAGCAGAACCCACUGGCCAUCAAAGAGGCCCAGCCAAAGUCCAGGACGCUGCAUGUGGCAUUGCCAUCUAAGCCAGCAGAGCCACCCAUGACAACUCUUCAGAGCCGAGGCAGCCACGGUCCUGGCCUGGCUCCCGUGCCCACCCCUACUCCGCGCCCCAGAGCACGUGGACCCUCCGGCACCUCUGCUUCCUCAGGGCCCGGGCAGAGUACACCCCCAUUCAGUUCUGAAGAGGACUCAGAGGGAAAUUCCGUGCAGCGGACAUCUCUCCAGCCCCCACGAGGUCCUUCCAGGAUGGGGCCCCGGCCAGAGGACAACUGGGACUGGUCUGACACAGAGACGUCGGAGGGGAGUGCCCAGCCCCCUGAAAAAGGCUCAGGUGGGCUGGCUUCCUCAGGAACCCUGGUGCAGUCGCUGGUCAAAAACCUUGAGAAACAGCUGGAGGCUCCAGUGAAGAAGCCUGCUGGAGGGGUCAAUCUGUUCUUAAUGCCCAGCGCCAGCCCACAGAAGGCUGCCGUGCCAGGAAGGAAGCCCCAGCUUUCAGAUGAUGAGACUGACUUGGAGAUCUCUUCCUUGGAAGAUCUCCCCCAGGACCUGGGCCAGAGAGAAGAACUGAAGCCCCUGUCUCGCUCAAAGCCGCCAGAGAAGUUUGGCACCAGCCCUUGGAGCCCUGGCCGACCCAGGGUCCCUGGCUGGUGAUCCCACCCCAGAACCUGGCUGGGGCCAGCUCAGGGUGCCCUCCCCCCUCCCCCCCCCAACACAAGAGGCUACUAGGCUGCUCUUGUCUUCACCAGUAACUGAGAGGUCUUCUCUGGAAGAGAAGGUCUCUCUGGAGAUAAACAGAGCAGAAGGGGGAUAUAAUUUCUCCUCUCUUGCCUGUGAGGAGGGGUCCUGUUUCAGAGCUCCAGGGGCACCUGGCUGGGUGCUCCCAGUCCUAUGGUUUGAGAAAGGGUUAUAAUGAGCCCUUUCCUCCCCCCACCUCCAUGUUCACUCCAGACUGAAGGAGCCACUUGAUCUUUGUGACGUAUUGUCAAUCUGUGGGAAUGCUGUGGAGAGGAGCCUUACUUGGUGUCCUUCUAGGGACACAUAUGUCUCAGUCAGUCAUUCAGUGAUUGAUCCAAAGUCAUUUACUGAGUGCUUGCUCUGGGCCAGGUCCUCCAGGCUCUCCCUACCUUGCUGGGGUGCUGGCAGAGGUGAGUGGGGCAGAAGUAUUGGGUAGUAGUCUAGUGACAGAGAUUAGGGUGUCAUGGGAGCAUAGUGAGGGCCACCCAGUGCAGGCUUGGGAGAUCUUGGAGAGACUCCCAGAGCUGAAGUCUGGCUGUGCUUGCUUAUGGGUGGGAGAGAGGGAGGGAGGGCGGGCCGCCUGGCUGGGGCCUCAUGCCCAAAGGACCACAAAUUUAAUCUUUGACAUUAUUUCUAAAAUUAGGUUAUAUAUGUAACCACUGUAUUUUUUUUUUAUGUAAAAGGUGUUAAUUUAUCAUAUGGAAACAUUUAAAUAUAGUACAAUGGUUAU